Eupeodes corollae is the source of this 846-nucleotide messenger RNA. RefSeq lists its product as uncharacterized. Lineage: Eukaryota; Metazoa; Arthropoda; Insecta; Diptera; Syrphidae. The transcript has 2 exons. The record is from RefSeq and is a predicted model, not a curated record. The coding region runs from base 63 to 812 and encodes 249 amino acids.
CUUCAAAAAUAUCAUCAGAAUUCAAGUUAGUUUUAGCCAAUACACCUUCGUUAACUAUCAAGAUGAAGCUUAUUCUAACUGUCAUCUUUGGACUACUAGUGACUUCGGCUAGAGCUGCUACAAGGUUCGAUGACCAACUUCUUGAAUUGGUGGAAAGUUUACGUCAACAAAUGCCUUGUGGAUUUGCAGGCCCAGGAAUUCCUCCCCUAGCUCCGUACACCAACAAAUUCAGGCAAUUUGAUUUGAAUAACGUAGGAGUUGAUCUUUCUGGAAAUCUAACAAAUCUCGUUAUCACCGGUAUUGAUGCCUUCGAUGUCCAAGAACUCAGCUACACAACACUCCUGAUGAAGUUGAAAUUCGACGUGAAUUUUAGCCAAAUUCAAAUCUUCAGCCAAUACUACGCUAAGGGUGGUCUUCAGGUGCUCGGAAGGCCACUCACGUUAGUGGGUGAUGGUGAUAUCGAUUUGCUAGCUCAGAAUAUUCGUUUAAAUGGCAGUUUUCAACUUCGACCAACAGCAUCCAAUGGAUUGAAAAUUUGGAAUUUCAAAAGUUCCUUCAACAUGGAUGGCGUUCAAUCCCAGACUACUGGAAUUUUGAAUAGUCCUUUAUAUAGCCGAUUAUUUAACGAGUGGGUUGAGGAAGUAUUUCGGAUUAUAAUUGCAGAUCAUAAGGAUCAAAUCGGUACGAGAAUUGGUAGUCGUGUUGUUCCUUUUGUUAAUGAACAGUUGAAGAAGGUGUCUUUGUUGGAAUUGAUUGGAUUGGUUUUGGGAUUAGGAUCAACUGGCCCUCUUUUUCCACCUUGUGAAGUUUAGAUGAAUUUAUUAAUAAAUAAUCAAAAAAAUUUAA